UGCUUCAGGCGCUUAAACUACCACAGCAACACAAGCGACCGGCAGAGCCUGCACUCCAACAGUAAAACACUAUGGCAAGCGGCAAAGUGUUUCUCCUGGCAGCCCUGUGCUCCUUCAUCAUCCUCAGCACUUUCAUCAGCAGCACACAGUCAACAAGCUGCUGCCUAAGAUAUGUUAGGCCUCCAGUGAAAAGCCAGCAACUGCUGGGCUACACCAUCCAGACCAUCAACAAUUCCUGCGACAUCCCGGCCGUUAUAUUCCACCUUCCAGGGAAGUUUCUGUGUACCAAUCCUUCUAACCUCAGGACUCAGAAACUGAUGAAGACUAUCGAUGAAAGGAAGAGGAAGAUCAGUCAGAUCGGAAACCCGGGCUACACCACAUCAGCAUAAACUCUAUGCAGCAGUUAAUAUCUGCAAUAUAUGACUCUAAUAUUUAAAAAAACAAAUAAUUACCCUGAUAGGGACUAUCGUGUGAUUUUUGUUAAAUUGUUAUAUGUUAUCUUAUUAUUUGUUCUGUUUUAUAAACAGGGAAGUGUAGUAUUUUUGAUACUCUGUUAACUGUAUGCUGUAGCUACAGAACAUCAACUAAAAAUAACAUUGGUUUUUAAAGCACAUAUAUAUAUAUUUGUAUAUUUUGUGCAGAUGAAUACUUACAUUUUAGGGUACAGAAAUGGAGUAUGAAACAAUGUGUUCAAACAAAGUUGAAUGUUUGAUUGUAUUAUCUUAUAUAUUUGUCAAAACAAUAUUAAAAGAAAUACUUAAGAA
Messenger RNA from Plectropomus leopardus (leopard coralgrouper), 764 nucleotides. RefSeq names its product chemokine (C-C motif) ligand 20b (gene ccl20b). Gene Ontology annotation, biological process: immune response. The record is from RefSeq and is a predicted model, not a curated record. Gene Ontology annotation, molecular function: chemokine activity. Gene Ontology annotation, cellular component: extracellular region. Lineage: Eukaryota; Metazoa; Chordata; Actinopteri; Perciformes; Serranidae.